Danaus chrysippus (African queen) is the source of this 519-nucleotide messenger RNA. Lineage: Eukaryota; Metazoa; Arthropoda; Insecta; Lepidoptera; Nymphalidae. The record is from the annotation of a GenBank genome assembly.
AUGGCAGCCUUCGCUAUGUUCCUACCAAAGAGACAUUUUCCUAGAUUUUUGGGAGGUAACAGACGAGUACUGGCAUUCUAUUCCAGCGUGUUUUCUGUCGUCUCUACAGGAUUCCUUGUAAUGCAUCCCAAAGCUAACGCCUUCGCUUUAAUGAUGCUCGCAUUCCCGGCCAUUGGGUUUCUAUGUAAAGAACUAAACAGAGUCAAAUGUGCCCGCGUGUAUCGUCUCGGUCUACGCUGCGUCGCGGUCUGCUUCCUCGCCAUAUUCUCCUGGAUCAUCGACAGAAUGUUCUGUGAAACGUGGCUCUCCAUAGACUUCCCGUACAUGCACGGUGUAUGGCACAUACUUAUAUUCAUAGCUAGUUAUACUGCGUUAGUACUGUUUGCAUACUUCAAUGUGUCCGAAGAAAGACCCGAGCAAAAACCCGAAUUGAGAUACUGGCCAAGAAACGACUUCGAACUGGGCAUACCAUAUAUAACUAUAAAACAUCCGUGCAAAAAAGACAAUCUUGCUAUAUAA